Messenger RNA from Cuscuta epithymum, 3549 nucleotides. The record is from the annotation of a GenBank genome assembly. Lineage: Eukaryota; Viridiplantae; Streptophyta; Magnoliopsida; Solanales; Convolvulaceae.
CCCGGCCCAUUACCCGUCGCUCCCAUUCUUUGUCUAUCCAUUCUUUCCCUCCAUUUCUCGUUGGCCAUGGCUCCCGCCAGCGCCUUCAACCAUUUCCCGUCCACUCAUUUCCUUCUCCAGCCAAGCCACAACACUCUGCUUAACAACUUUUCCUCCUUUCCUCGAUUCUCCAGAAUUGUUCCCCCAUUUUGGAGCUUCUCCGUCACAGCUUCCGACAACCCGAGGCCUUCCGGCGGGAGACAGGCUAUCAAUCACUCGGCCAACAGAGCCAGAACCACAAGCCCGAAAAGUUCGAAGCCCAAGUCUUCUCACGGAACUUCCCGGAGGUCAGCGCUUAAAAAGACCUUCAGGCAGGAGCAGGUGAGCUUCGCUAAUCGGGUUCCCGAUGACCCGGUGGUUGGGAUUAUUGGAGGUGGGAUGUCUGGCCUGGUCUGCGCGCUUUACUUGGAUAAGAGAGGCAUCCCGUCCACCGUUUUUGAUUCGGUUGGUCGUUUUUAGUUUCCAUUUAUUCAAAAUGCUUUGAGUAUUCAGUUGCAGAUGAGAGGAAUGCGAAUUCCUAAGAGGGGAAUUCAUGGCUUAGGUGGAAGAAUGGGCACACGGAUAAUUGAUCCCCAAUCAUUGAUAUUUGACCAUGCAGCUCAGUUCUUCACUGUGAAUGAUCCCAGCUUCUCAGAGUUGGUAAAUGACUGGUCCAACAGGGGCCUGGUUGAACAGUGGCAUGGUACAAUUGGGGAGCUUCAAAACGGAGGGAUAUUCACCCCUUUUCCAUCUUCUUCACCUCCAAGAUAUAUAGGGGUCAAUGGAAUGCGCCCACUUGCAGAUUCAAUACUGUCCCAGAUUUUCUAUUUUUCAUGAUUCAAGAUUCUGAUAAAGAAGACACUCAGGAAGCCAAAAGGAACCAAUGGCACCAAGCAUGUCAGUGCUACUGGCUAGCAUAUCAUCAAAGGUGGAACAAGCAACACCACCUGUUCUCAUUGAGGGCCAUGUUAUUAGACACAAGAGCUAUUGUCUGCAUGUCCCUUCCCUAGUCAACUUAGCUCUUUCUCUCUAUCUUUCAUCUUUUAUUCCAAUGCCUUCACUCCUUCUAACAGGUGUGUCCAUCAGAUGAUACUGUGCAUGGCUAUAGUGUCAGUGAUUCAAUGGGUAGAAAGGUACAUGAAAACACUAUGAAAGACCUAUGACUUAGUAUGACUUUUUUUUUCCAGUCCCCUCAUAGUUUUGUUGGCAUCUUCUUGAUCUCACCCUUCUGGAAAUGAGGAUAUCUAUAAGGGCGAGUGCUCAUCAGCUUUGAAGCCUUUGACCCUUCCAUUAAAUGAAUCUCAUGAUCAAACAAGUGGUGUGUGUGGGGGAGGGCCUGUGGGCUGAGUGAAGACCUGAACUUUCUGGAAAUUCAGGUCCUGAUUGUGCGCUGCCACAUUGCUCAUUAACUGGAAUAUUUGAAAGAAACCGUGUAUAUCAUCCUUCUGGACCGAGGCCCGUAAGUGAAAGUUCUCCCCGGCUCUGUAUUUUAGUCACCACGUAGCAAAAUUUCCUUACCCUUCCACCUGAAUUCCUUUAUCAACAUAGCAUAAUCGUGUGUAGCCUUACCCAGUUCUUGUAGUCACUGUACAGCAAGGGAAAAAAUCUGGAUCCAUUAUGGGAAGAACAGUCCUAAUGCAAACUGCUUUCCUUGCACCACCAGUCACACUCUAGAAAAUUACCAGUAACAACGUAAACAAAAAGUGUUAAUAUUGGUGCUACAGGAAGUUGCAUCUUUUCGACCACCGAUGGUUGAGCUACAUUGUGUACAUUUUUGCCAUCAAUGAGCACCACAAUUUACUGAUUAUGAAUAUCCUUUUAAUCACAUUAAUUCCAGGUUGCCCAGGCCAGCCAAGCUAUUUAGACUCGAGAUAUCACCUUGAAUGGAUGUCUGAUAAUCUAACCUUCUAAAUCAUUUUUUUUAUCAUCUAACCUUCUAAAUCUUGUAAUGCCUAUUUUUAUUUUAAGCAGUCCACCAUAAUUUUUAGUUGCGGGCAACUUAUCUAUAUCAUUUGUUGUUGUCAUAUUGUACUAUUAUAGUAUUGAAGCAAAAACCUGCUGCUCAAGGGACAAGCUUUGGGUGUAGAAAAAAGACCAUUAAUCUUUUCCAUUUUCAAUUUUUUAUAUUUAAUUUCUAGCCAAGAAGCCAACUGGAUGUAUGGAACUAAUAGUAUUCACUUGAUGCUUUAAGUCUAGACAAAAGCUAUCAAAAUAUUAUUUCAUGUGAAUUUCUAGAACUAUCACUCUUGCGUAUUUUUCUCUAAGAAUCCUUGAAAUUUGUCGUGCACCGGGCUGCCUUUUUUUUUAAAUCUUGGAAAUUUGGAUGUGAUGCAGACUAGCUUAGUCAAAGUUGUACGUCCGUGUUGGAUUAGUGCCCUUGAUCCAUAUAAUGGGACAUGGCACCUAAGUGAGAAUGGGAAAUCUUGUGGCCACUUUGAUGCAGUUGUCAUUGCACAUAAUGGAAAAUGUGCAAAUCGGUUGCUUGCAUCAUCAGGUCUUCCAAUAAUUGCAAGACAAAUGAAGCGACUUAAGUUGAGUUCGAUAUGGGCUCUUCUCACAACAUUUGAGGAUCCCCUUCCAAUAGCCAAUGCAGAUUUUGCUAGCUUUGAGGGAGCCUUUGUUAAAGGGGUUGAUUCUGUCUCAUGGAUGGCAAACAAUACCAAGAAACUGUCGGGUUUCAAGACUAUUGGUCCUCAUUGUUGGACAAUUUUGAGCACAGCAGCAUUUGGAAUGCAAAACAAAGUUCCACAGGAAAGUAUUCCAACUGAUACAGCUGUGAAAGUGAAGGAAACUAUGCUUGAGGGCGUUGAAAAAGCAUUAGGACUUCCACACAGAUCACUUAAAAGUCCAUCCUAUACUCGGUUACAGUUAUGGGGUGCAGCACUUCCUACAAACACUCCCAGCAUUCCUUGCAUCUUUGAUCCUUAUGGAAGAGCAGGUGUAUGUGGUGACUGGUUACUCGGUUCAAGUUUAGAAGCCGCAGCCUUAAGUGGGAUGGCUCUUGCUAAUCAUAUUGCUGAUUACAUGCAAAGUGGUGGAGAGCGUCCUGAAGGGUUUGCUGCUGGUUUGCACGAUGAAUUUGAAUCAAUCGAUGGGCAUGAUAUUGGUCAAUUUUCCCAUCUGGAGCCCAAUGGCCACAUUGAGAAUUCCUUUGUUCCUCUCUGAUCGUGACAUGACUAUUUCUGUAAACCAUUGCCUGGUACUCUGGUAGUGCUAUGUUGUGAAAAGAAAAAACCGGGCGGAAGGCUUUUAGAAUAUCUGUGCCACUUUUCCUUAGAGAUAAAAGACAAUUACAUACGAGUAUACAACUAACAGCUAGGCCCAUCAAUAGAUCAGGUCUAGACCAGACCUGAUCUGAACCUUUUCUUUUAUGUGUAUUGGUUUGCGCUUCUUCAUUCCAUUUAUUCAGACCCGAGCUCUAAUUGAACCUGAACUCAUUAUUUAUAUUGACAUCUCUUUUUGCAUUUUUAUAGCACAUUUACAGUAAAAACUUUGUACUAAAAAGUAAAAAGUUGAUCUAGUCCACUCAGU